This is a messenger RNA of Eucalyptus grandis, 2564 nucleotides long. RefSeq names its product probable aminotransferase ACS10. Gene Ontology annotation, molecular function: L-aspartate:2-oxoglutarate transaminase activity; pyridoxal phosphate binding; aromatic-amino-acid:2-oxoglutarate transaminase activity. NCBI's taxonomy places the organism in Eukaryota, Viridiplantae, Streptophyta, Magnoliopsida, Myrtales, Myrtaceae. The record is from RefSeq and is a predicted model, not a curated record. Gene Ontology annotation, biological process: amino acid metabolic process; biosynthetic process.
AGACCCCGGGGGGGCGGGGACACGAAAGGUAAAAAAAAAAAAUUCAAAGCGCCACGAAGAAAUAUCCGGACGACGACUUUGAGAUCCCACUCUCUGUCUGUCUUUCUCUCUCUCUUCCUCCGUGGGGAACAAAAGGAAGGGCGCGCCCGAUGUUUUCACCAGCAUAACAGAGAAGCGAACAAAAGAACUCUCUGCACGGCCCGCAAGACCCGAUUUUUCUCGCCGUCUCUCCCUCUCUCGCCCGCUCCGAGCCAACCCAUUUUGCUCCCUCCUCGUUAUCUCCGAACAUCUCUUCUUCCUUCGCUCGUCCGAACCCAAUUCAAAAGAACCGCCGCCCCCGCCCCCGCCCCCGCCCCCGCCCCCUGGCACUCCUCCAUUUCGUUUCGUUUCGUUUCGAUUUUCGCCUCGACCCAGAAGCAUGAAUUCUCCAAAAUGACCCGCCCCCGCCACCCCCGGACCCGGAACCCGGAUCCAGAGGAAGACUCCAAGCCCACGACCUCGUCGUCGUCCGGCGGCGGCGGGGGAACCGCCAUGAGGGUCAUCGUCCCCCUGCAGGGGGUGGUCCAGGGGAGGGGCGGCCUCGUGCUCGGCUCCGUCAUACCCUGCGCCCUCUUCUACUUCCUCCAGCUCUACCUCAAGAGGAACAGGUCGGAGGAGCAUCCGCCGCCGCCGCCGUCCCCCUCGUCGUCCGCGGAGCACCUGCCGGAGGUGCCCGGGCUGCAGAGGACCCUUUCCCGGGCCCACCUCUCGCCCCGGGGUCCGGCUCACGUGUCGGGCCGGGUGAACGCGAUUCUGAGGAGUGGGGAUUCGCCGGAUAUCGUUGGGGUGAAAAAGUAUUUGGAGGAUGCCUAUGAUAAGAUGAGUAAUCCAGAUGGGGUUAUUCAGCUUGGUUUGGCUGAGAACAAGGUGGGUUCGGAUUUGGUUCGGAAUUGGCUGGUGGAGAAUGGGAGGGAGGCAAUGCUGGGGGAUGAGUUGAGCAUCAGUGGAAUUACAAAUUACCAGCCUUUUGAUGGAUUGAUGGAGUUGAAAGUUGCCGUGGCGGAAUUCAUGUCCCAAGCUAUUGAAGGAGCAGUGUCCUUUGACCCGUCACAAAUUGUGUUGACGACAGGUGCAAGCGCUGCUAUUGAGAUGCUUAGCUUCUGCAUAGCGGAUGCUGGAAAUGCGUUCCUAGUCCCAACUCCAUAUUAUCCCAGUUUCGACUGUGAUUUGAAAUGGCGAAGUGGAGUGGAGAUAAUACCAGUCCCUUGUCGUAGUGCCGAUGGCUUCAGUUUAAAUUUUACUGCUCUUGAUCUCGCCUUCAGCCAGGCAAAGAAGCGCGGGGUAAAGGUUCGUGGGAUUAUAAUCUCAAAUCCAUCAGAUCCUGUUGGGAGUCUGCCAAACCGUGAGACUCUUUAUAACCUUCUAGAUUUUGCCACCGAAAAGAACAUGCACAUAAUCUGUAAUGAAGUAUUUGUUGGUUCGACUCACGGUGAGGGGUUUUUGAGUAUGGCCCAAGUUGCUGAUUCAGAAGACUUUGAUCGGAGCAGAGUUCAUAUCAUUUACAGUUUGUCGGAGGACCUUUCUCUAAUAGGGUUUAAUGUGGGUGUCAUUUACUCCUUCAACCAAAAUGUUGUGGCUGCUGCUAAGAAAUUGGCGCGGUUCUCUUCAAUUUCAUCUCCGACCCAGCGCAUGCUUGUCUCUCUGCUUUCUGACACUAGAUUUAUGCAGAACUUCAUCAGGAUCAGCAGAGAGAAGCUUGGAAAAACGUACAUGAUGUUCACUGGGGAAUUAAGGCAAUUAGGAAUUGAGUGUGUGAAAGGUAGUGGGGGUUCCUACUGCUGGGCUGACAUGAGCGGGUUGAUUCGAUCAUACAGUGAGAAAGGAGAGUUGGAGCUUUGGGAUAAAUUGUUGAAUACAGCAAAGAUUAAUGUCACUCCUGGAUCCAUUUGUCACUGUAUUGAACCUGGAUGGUUCCGGUUUUGUUUCACUGCAUUGACCGAAGAAGAUAUUCCUCUAGUUAUGAAGCGGCUUCAAAAAGUUACUGAAACUUGUAAAUCUCGCAGUUGAAAAUUUUUUAUCGAUUUCAAUCUACAGAAGUGGGUCGCCUGUGGAUAAUUUGAAGGGGCAAAGUUAGCCUCCAGUUCGAAUGAUGAUGGAUGAAGAAGACUCGAAUCACCCUAAAAUUUCAAGUCCAAGUAUCAAGUGAGAAAUCACGUGGGUACCUUCUUCGGUUGGAUUUGGCUACUUCUGGUCAUAUUUAUGCCUGUUGAUUCUGCCCUAAAACUGAGCAGCAGCAGUUCUCAGCUUGGAUCCGGAGGCGACUCUGAUGGAAUUUCUUUGUCAAUUUUGGUCUCUUAGUCGAUAUGUAUCGGCUUCGAUAUUGUUUCUUUAUGGCCUUUUGUAAGGGUCAUCUUGGAUUUAAAAUGUAGUGCAGUUUCCAAAAGUGAACGGAUAAUGCUGGUAAAUAGGAAUUGUUCAUUAGAUUGUUGAAGCUUCCUUUUGUGAUAUGUUUUAGCCAAUUCCUUUGCCUUUUGUUCUUAUUGUUGUAAAGGUGUCCAUCAUUAGUUGCAAAAAGUGUUCAAAUA